AUGGCCGCUGGCUCGUCUGAUGCCAGGCGCAGACGAGGCCACGACGACGUCGAAUCCGGCUAUGGCACCGUAUCGCCAUCCCCUCAACCUCGUACAGAGGAACAGGACCUCCCCAAGCACGAACGUCGAGGACCACCGGAGAUUCGCGACUUUAGCGUUUCUAACGAGGACGUGGGCGGCGAAGCGGAGGACGACUUCUACCGGCUGGUGGACGUGUCUGAGGUGGAGACGGCCAUGCAAGAGGUCAACAAGUCCGUCAAGGAGAUUUACGACUUGAUGAAGCUGAACGGGUGGGAUCAACACUGUCUGAACGCUACGCGAGGCCGGCCUGACUGGAAGUCCCAAUUGACGGGAGCCAACUCCAUUGCUGUAUCAUCUGGUGGUAGGAGGCAUGUGAUCCCCUCGGAGGCCUACACGCUCGUUCAGGACCUACUCAGGGAACUUGAAUCCGUCAGGAGAAAGCCAGAGAACUUCGCUUCUGAGGAUGACCAAGUACGGGAGGCUACAUGGGAAAGCAUCCGGAAGCCACUUGCCGGCUUCACGAAUGGGAUCCUGGAUGUAAUCGAAGAGGUGGAAAAGGUCAGCAAGGUCUCUCAGAAGGCAUUUUGGAAGCGUGUCAUUUACAUCAUGGGGAGUGUUGGCUCGUUGGCCAUGGUCCUCGGCGUUGUUCGUGGCUCGAUUCUGGCAUCUACCAUGGUUCUUUGGACCCUUGAGGCGCUGGAGAUCUGCAGGGCGGUGCUGUACUGGAUUAUGAUCAUAUCUGUCGCCUACUGCACCUUUAAGCGCGACCAUCCCCCGGUUCAGUUUUCCAACCUCUCUCCGGUAGUGCCAAGGGUCAUAAAGGUUAAAUGUAUCUUUACCCAGCGCUGCGUAGCUGAGCACGAUAAUGUAACCCUCAUUCAAUGUGUGAAAAAUUGUGUUGCUCAAAUCGUCAUGUCCUCACAAGUUAUAUAG
Molecule: messenger RNA, 954 nt
Organism: Cryphonectria parasitica EP155
Lineage: Eukaryota; Fungi; Ascomycota; Sordariomycetes; Diaporthales; Cryphonectriaceae
Exons: 7
Coding region: 1-954 (317 amino acids)
Source: RefSeq, a predicted model, not a curated record